AUGGCUGCCUUGGGUGGUGUGAAAUGUGCCUGCAAUGGUAUGGCGGCAGUCAGGUUGACGGGGUGUAAGGGGGGCGGCAUGUGUUGUCUCCAAGCAGCGUCUGAACCCGCGAUGAGGAUGACAAGAGAGGAGCGAACGGGUGGCUGGAGACUGAGGGAGGGGAGUGAAGAGGGGGGUGGGAAGGAGAGGGAGGGGAUUGAAGGAGGGGGUGGGAAGGAGAGGGAGGGAGUGAAGGAAAGGGUGGGAAGGAGAGUGUGGGGGAUGGAGGAGAGGGGUGGGAAGGAGAGGGAGCAAGGUGAAGGAAUGGGGUAA
Molecule: messenger RNA, 312 nt
Organism: Closterium sp. NIES-65
Lineage: Eukaryota; Viridiplantae; Streptophyta; Zygnematophyceae; Desmidiales; Closteriaceae
Source: the annotation of a GenBank genome assembly